AUGCAGAUCAAGAGCAUCUCAUUACUGGCUCUGCCCCUAAUAGUCCUAUCCACAGCUGUCGACAUAGAAGCCAGGGCGCAGACAUGUGCGCAGCCAGGAUGGAACCUUGCCACAAGAGCAUAUUUCUACGAACGCAAUGAGCGCCUCUCUACACCCGCCCAAUGCGGCUCUCAUUGUCUUGGAGACACCAGAUGCGUCUCGUAUGCGGUGGGAAACAAAGUAUGCAUGCAUUUUGCCGCAACUCGCAAAGAAUUGCAAGAACGACCUUCAAAGCCCGUACAUGUUCUAUGA
Molecule: messenger RNA, 291 nt
Organism: Pseudovirgaria hyperparasitica
Lineage: Eukaryota; Fungi; Ascomycota; Dothideomycetes; Acrospermales; Acrospermaceae
Exons: 2
Coding region: 1-291 (96 amino acids)
Source: RefSeq, a predicted model, not a curated record